AUGUCAGACCAACUCAAACACCCAGUCAUUAUUUCUGGAGGUGGCCUUGUCGGGUUGACCCUGGCACAGUACCUUGAGAGAGUCGGCAUACCAUACCUGCUUUUUGAGCGUGAUGAGAGCCCUGAUGCGCGAUACGGUGGCUGGGGCAUUUCAAUCAACUGGGUCACUCCCGCUCUACGGAAAUGCCUUACUCCAGAGGCCUUUUGUGCUAUUAAGGCCCUUCAUAAUGACCCAAGGACACUAGAGGAGGAUACUAUCCCAUACCAGUAUUUUGAUCUAGAAACCGGGAAAGCAAAGACUACUCACGUCCUGCCUCCUCAGCUGCGUGUUUCUCGCCUCAAGUUGCGGGAGAUACUUGCUCAGGGAGUCAAGAUCAACUGGGGCAUAUCUGUUACUGGAUGGGAAGAGGUCGAUGACGGCGUCCUUGUUUCUCUAUCAGACGGAAAAACGGUCAAGGGAAGCAUUCUUGCAGGGGCUGAUGGGAAGAACAGCAAUAUCAAAAGAAAGAUUCUAGGCGAAGAAAAGGCCAAGCUUUAUACCUUUCCUAUAGGGUUCGUUGGUCUAAAGAUGCGACUUGCACCAGAGAAGAUUGCCCCAUUUCGAAACUUGAGUCGUAUAUUCUUCCAUGGCACUCACCCAAACGGAAAGUUUAUCUUCUUCUCUACUAUCUCUACCCCUGAAGUAAAUGGAAGCAAGGGCACAGAAAACGAGUACUUUGAGGCGCAGCUCAACAUGAGCUGGAAUGCUGGAGACGCUACGCAAGAUAUUCUGAAUCUGCCGCCCGCUGAGAAGCUCAAAGAACUUAAAAAGGCGGCCACGGAGGGCACUGGAUUCUUUAAGGAACUUCGGGAGGGGUUCGAUAAUAUCCCAGAUGACACUGAAGUAUUGGAUAUCGUGCUCCAGGACUGGAUGACAGAAUCUUGGCGACCUUCGGCAUCGGUAACGAUUCUAGGCGAUGCAGUACACCCCAUGACUAUGUACCGCGGUGAAGCUGCGAACCAUGGAAUGUUUGAUGCCUAUAUGCUUGGUUGCCAACUCCACAAGGUGAGUAUGGGAGAAAAAGACACAGCAAAAGCAAUUGAAGAUUUUGAAAGAGAGAUGAUUAGCCGGGCACAAGAGGCAGUCAGCCUCAGUCGCAGGGCGGGUUUUGAGGUCCAUGAUCUCGAUGCUAUUUCAGAGUCAAGCGCUUUGUUUCAGUACCCGCAUGUGCAGAGGUUGGAAGCUCUCAUGUCACAAUAA
This is a messenger RNA of Fusarium proliferatum ET1, 1239 nucleotides long. RefSeq lists its product as uncharacterized. Lineage: Eukaryota; Fungi; Ascomycota; Sordariomycetes; Hypocreales; Nectriaceae. The record is from RefSeq and is a predicted model, not a curated record. The transcript has 3 exons. Bases 1 to 1239 code for a protein of 412 amino acids. Gene Ontology annotation, molecular function: FAD binding.